Sciurus carolinensis (gray squirrel) is the source of this 2017-nucleotide messenger RNA. It is a transcript of the gene Fam151a, whose product is annotated as family with sequence similarity 151 member A. The record is from RefSeq and is a predicted model, not a curated record. Bases 1 to 1767 code for a protein of 588 amino acids. The transcript is spliced from 8 exons. NCBI's taxonomy places the organism in Eukaryota, Metazoa, Chordata, Mammalia, Rodentia, Sciuridae.
AUGGCCUGCAGGAAGUGUUGCUCAGGUCAUCAGACCAAGUGGGUCCUUGCCGGCAGUGCCAGCGUGGCUCUGGUGUUCACCAUUGGGAUGGUCUUGGGCUUCACCCUGCAGCGGGGCACCCAGACAGGCUGUGAGCAGGACACCUGUCGCCCCGACGCAGACAUGCUGGAGUACCUGCUGAGCCUGGGGCAGAUCAGUCACCCGGAUGGCCUGUCAGUCACCUGGUAUCACGCGGCCAACAGCCAGGAAGAGAUGAAGGCUGCCCUGAGCAGCAACGCCAUGGUCUUGGAGGCAGAUGUCACUGUCCAAGGGCUCAACACAGCUAAUGAGACAGGGGUCCCCAUCAUGGCCCAUCCCCCAGCCAUCUACAGCGACAACACCCUGCAGCAGUGGCUGGAGACCGUGCUGGCCUCUUCCCUGAAGGGCAUCAAACUGGACUUCAAGAGCCUCAAGGCCGUGGGCCCCUCCCUGGACCUCCUGCGGCAGCUGACAGAAGCCGGAAGAGUCCGGAGGCCCGUGUGGGUCAAUGCUGACAUCCUGAGGGGUCCCAAUGUGCCCAUCCCAACGGAGGUCAACGCUACACAGUUCCUGACGCUGGUCCAGGAGAAGUAUCCUGAAGCGACCCUGUCCCCAGGCUGGACCACCCUCUAUGUGCCCUUGUUCCCAAACAGCACCUACACCCAAGCCAUGGUGGAGAAGAUGCAGGAGCUGGUGGGAACACUGCCACAGAGGGUCACCUUCCCUGUGCGGGCCGUCAUGGUGCGCGCCGCCUGGCCCCACUUCAGCUGGCUGCUGGGCCAAUCUGAAAGGUACAGCCUGACCCUGUGGCAGGGCGCCUCCGACCCCGUGUCAGUGGAUGAUCUCCUCUACAUCCGGGACAACACCGCGGCCCACCAAGUCUACUACGACCUAUUUGAGCCUGUGCUGUCGCAGUUCAAGGAGCUGGCCUUGAAUGCCACACGGAAGCGAAUGUACUACACGGGCAGCAGCCUGAUCCCUGUUCUCCAGCCACCCGGGGCUGAUGGUCUGGGUGUGGAGUGGCUGCUUCCAGAAGUCCGAGGCAAUGGCAGAACAGCAAUGAUUACGCUCCCUGACAGAGAAGGCAUGAUCCUGCUGGAUGUUGGUCUCCAGGGAACUGCAGCCGGGGACCCUGUGCCCAUCAUCCGUGCCCCAGGCAGUCCUGCCUUGACUCUGGAGUCGUGCCUGCUGCAGCUGGCCAUGCGCCCUGGGCGCUGGGGCAUCCACGUGCACAUUGCAGAGCCCGCAGCCCUCCGGCCAUCCCUGGCCCUCCUGGCCCGCCUCUCGGCCCUUGGCCACCUGCCUCGGCCUGUGUGGGUAGGGGCCACAAUCUCGUAUGGGAGUUUUGUGGUCCCUGGCCACAUGGCUGGCAAAGAGUUGCUUAUGGCUGUGGCUGAGGUAUUCCCCCAUGUAACAGUGGCACCCAGCUGGCCCAAGGAGGUGCUGGGCAGUGGCUAUGGGGAGCAGCUGAUCACAGAUAUGCUGGAGCUCUGCCAGGGGCUCUGGCAACCUGUGUCCUUUCAGCUGCAAGCCAGACCACUGGACCAGAACGUGGCAGGAGCUGUGGCCAGGCUGCUGGCGGCCUCGCCUCGGGCCACCGUCACAGUGCAGCACAGCCUUGCUGGGAGCAACUGUGCAGCUGUGUGGGCAGGGCUGCUGGCAGCCAGUGGCGUGGACAGGACCAGAGUCUACUGCAGGCCACCCCAGGGGUACCACGAGGACUCGUGGGCAGAUGUUGGCAGAAACUGACCACCAAGUGGUGCCAGGCCAGCCAACUCCUGGAUCCAGCCUUCCCUGCGGGAGCAAACGCCCCUGCCUUCCUCCGUGCACAGCACGUGGGUCCAUGGGGCAGGCUGGAGCGGGAGCCUAGAGUGUCUGGAGGCUGGGGGCCAGGUCAUUCCGAUUGUCCAGGAGGAAACGUUCACAAGCCUUGAAGGUGUUGUAGAACUCUGAGGAGAGGCCAGCCACGUUGGUGGUCACGUAGUUGAGGAGGUCCGGG